Messenger RNA from Fukomys damarensis (Damara mole-rat), 5858 nucleotides. RefSeq names its product collapsin response mediator protein 1 (gene Crmp1). The record is from RefSeq and is a predicted model, not a curated record. Bases 114 to 5342 code for a protein of 1742 amino acids. NCBI's taxonomy places the organism in Eukaryota, Metazoa, Chordata, Mammalia, Rodentia, Bathyergidae. The transcript has 25 exons. Gene Ontology annotation, molecular function: hydrolase activity, acting on carbon-nitrogen (but not peptide) bonds, in cyclic amides. Gene Ontology annotation, cellular component: cytoplasm; cytosol.
UGAUAUUUUCCUGCGCAAUCUGCAGGCUCCACUGCCACCCCAGAAUCUCCAGAAACUCCACAACGCAACUUUGCUUAAUUUUAUUAAGUCUCUGCCCCUGAGAUAUUUACGGGAUGGAGUCCACCUCCCAGACACAGACCAAGAAAAGUUUCAGCUACUUCGUCAGAGUCCCCAACAGCAAUGGGUUUGAUGUCACGAACGUCGAUGUGAAGAUAGACACGUGCUGGAUAUUCCAGGAUGCGGAGGAUAGCAGUGGGGAGCAGGGGCAUCUUCCGGAGGAAGUGGCUGGCAGCCCAGAUGUGAACACUGCUGGGCUCAGGAAACAGUUGGAGUCCUCAGAGCAGCAGCUGUCGGCAGCGGUGGGCCAGUGCGUCCCGUUGGAGUCGGAGCUGAGGAGCAGGAUCCGAGAGCUGGAGCUGGCCGAGAGGGAGCUGCUGCGCCGGGUGGACGCACUGAGCGCCCGUGUGGUGCAGGAACGCAGCGCGGCGCUCCGUGCCCAUGAGAAGCUGCGGGCGCUGCGGGCAGAGCUGGCCAGCCGGGCCACCCUGGGCUGUAUGCAGGGCCAGUGUCCACCUCCAUCCGGGCAGCAGGACCCUGGCAGGGGCUGUGACCAGCAGGAGGAGGCCCCGGGGCCAGGGGCCUCAGCAGGCCCACCCUGCACCGGCAGCUGCCCUGGAGGUGGACAGGGCCCCCGAGUCAUGGUGCCAGCCCUGGAGAGCACACGCAAGUUCCCGGGAGACGGGGCAGGGCCUGGCUGUGAACAGCUCUCUCUGGUGGAGCGCAGCCCAGAUGGACAGAUGCUCCUCCUGGUGUGGGGCCACCCCCCAGGGCAGUUCGCAGAGGGUUUGCUCCUCCCCAUGGACCUGGCCCAGAUUUCAGAGAGUCUCCAGGCUGCCCAGGAGCACCGCGUCCCCAGGCAGGCAUCCACGCUCCCUCUCUGGGGGCUGGCCAGAGAUGCGGAGUCCCUGAGGCGACUGCUGCUCCAGAAGGUGCCCGCAGAAGGGCUCCGAGCCCAGGAAGAGCUGGGCGCCAGGCCCACAGCACACCCCGGUGGGGACUGUCACCCGGCUAAGGGCCACCAUGCCUCCCUCUGCCACGAGUCCUCACGGACGUACAACCACCUGUCUCUGAGGAUGGGGUCCAGGGCUCGCCCAGAAGCCUGGAAAGAGGGAGGAGGGGUCCCAGCGGGGACAGCAGAGAGUGAGGCGGCGAGGGGGACUUCCAAGCUAAGUGCGAAUGCGGCUCAAGCCCCUGAGGGCGGGUGCUAUGACACUGGGGCUCCAGAGACCCUGGCCACCGCCUGCUGCCUGUGGUCCCGGCAGGAGCGCCCUGUGCCUCUUCUGCAGGGAGCGGCCCUGGAGGGUCCCCAGUCCUUGAGCAGGAUCGCAAGGGUGGAGGGAAGUGGCUGGGGCUUCCCGGAAGGGCUGUCAUCAGAAGAAGGGGUGUCGCCCCCGGCCACAGGCUCCAGGGCCCAGGGGACUAGAGCGUCACAGCUUGGUGACGGCCAGCUCACUACGGGGAAGGGCAGAGCCCCCCAGAGGAUGCUGCAGGACCAGGAGUACCGGAGGCUGCACUUUGGGAGCACCCUGCCUCUGCAGGAGGAAAGGGCACGGACGGGACCAGAGGAGGAGAUGGUGUCCAGGCUGGGCCACAGCCGUGUCCCAGGGCAGCCCGGCCCUCAGGCACUUGCAGGCCAGGAAAUGCUUUUCUGUGCCCGAGAGCACAGUGAGACGCAGCCUCCCGGGCCGGCUGUGCCCACCACCAGAUGUGAAGCCGCUGGUUCUCCUUGGGGCAAGGGACGAGACAGGUGUGCUCUCCUGAUAGACCAGUUUGAGAGGGAGGUGGAGGCUUGCUUCCAGCAGCUGCAUGCCCUGCACCUUGGCACCUCUCCCUCGGACCUGCUGGUGCAGGGUGUGCGGCUCUGGCAGAGGACGCCUGCUUCGUGGGGAGAGAAUUGGAGCUUUGCUUCCCGGCGGUGCAGCGGCGGUGCUGUGGAAUCAGAGCUCAAGGCGGGCAGUGAAGGUGUCACACUGCGAGAGACCGUGGCCCCCUGCACCAGCAGGGCCGUUCCAGGGAUGAUGCCCGGUUGCAACACAGCCAGUCCGGGCCCUGCGGAGCCGUGGUGGGCGCUGGAGAGGGCGAGGGACAGCUUCCAUCAGCUCCUUUCUGCACUGAAGGAGAGCAGGCCGGCCUCAAGUGACAAUGCUACACCUCCCGGCCACCAGGACAGAUGCUGUCGUAGAGCGUGUGACCUUGAAAAGGCGAGGGCGGGAGAUGCCGCUGAGCUGCGCAGGCUGGAGCAGGUGAACCGGGAGCUGGUGGCAGCUCUGGCGCGCCUGCGGGGCGAGCUGGGCCCGUGUCUGCAGGCCAUCUCCGACCUGGAGGCCUGCAACCGUGAGAGUUACGGCAAGAUCAUGCAGCUGGAAGAGGAGAACGAGAAGCUGAAGGGGGACCGCGGACAGCUGCAGGGAGCCGUGUCUGAGCGCAAGACGAAGUCCCAAGGUGUGACAGGCUGUGUCCCCCUGGAAACCAGGGAGCUCAAGGCGCUGCUGUCGCGGCUUGGGGCCAGGUACAGGGAGCUGAUCAGGGAUGCGGAGCUGGCCAUAGACGACAUGCUGCGGGCCUUGAAGAGGGAGAACCAGCAUCUCCUACGCAGCGUCCGAGGGCUGGAGCGGGAAGUCGCCUUGUGGACGAGCAGCGAUACGGGGCUCUUGCUGUGCGGGGAGCAGCGCCCCCAGGGAAAGCGCACAAGGACAGGGGACAAGGUGCACACCGCAGACAGGGAGGGUCGGGUGCCUGGAGCCUCGGGGCACCUGAUCCUGGGAGUCGGGGGGCCACUCUCGGAGGAGGAAGUGGGUGUGCGCAGAGGGCAGACGGGCCCCUCUUUAGACCCACGGGAUUCCGGGUGCGGCGCCCAUUCCCCCACUCAGCCGCCACUCGGGAGCAGGGCAGAGGGACCCGGCGCCCUGCAGCGGAGCAGCGCUGGAGCGGCAGGAAAAGAAGCGCGCCUGGAAAAAGAGGAGGAAAGACUGUGGUGUUCCUUUGCCCAGGGAUGGGCUCCGAGGUCCCCCCGCAGUGGCCCCCAGGACCCCGAGGCCGAGGUGGCAGAGGAGGACCCUCAGCUGUGUGUCCGGCGGCUCUGUCACCAGGUGCAGAUUCUGCAGUGCCAGCUGAGGGACCAGAGCUGGGCAAACCGGGAGCUGCGGGCCGCGCGGGACCAGGCUGUGCACAUCCAGAGCGAGCUCGGGGCCAAGCUUGAAGAGCUUCAGAAAGAGCUGCGGGAAGCACGCCUAGCGCUGAGUCCCCUGAAGGCCAAGCUGGCGUCCCUGGUCCAGAAGUGCCUCACAAGGAACCGCCUGAUCAUGCGCCUGCUGCGGGAGCUGCACAGACACAGCCUGGCCAGCCCGCUGCUCUCAGAGCUGGCAUGUGGCAUGGUCCAGGACGUGGCGCUGAUGGAGUACGCAGCCACCUUCCUGACCCCUGGGGUCGCUGAGGCCAGCCCCCUGGACGCGGGCUUCGAGGAUGCUGCCGCAGGAGGAGCUCAGGAAUAUCUGCCAGAUUCCAGAAUGGACCUUGUCCUCCAGAGCCCAUGGCGCCCGGGGUCCUGGCCUAUCCCCAAGGCUGAGUGGCCAGCACAGACAGCCCAGCCGGCGUCUCUCAAGAGUGACCGGUUGCUCAUCAAAGGGGGACGAAUCAUCAACGAUGACCAGUCCUUCCACGCUGACGUCUACUUGGAAGACGGGCUUAUCAAACAAAUCGGAGAGAACCUGAUCGUCCCCGGUGGGGUGAAGACCAUCGAGGCCAAUGGGCGCAUGGUCAUGCCCGGGGGCAUUGACGCCAACACAUACCUACAGAAGCCCUGCCAGGGGAUGACAGCCGCCGACGACUUCUUCCAGGGGACCCGGGCAGCGCUGGCGGGCGGGACCACAAUGAUCAUCGACCAUGUGGUUCCUGAGCCUGGCUCCAGCUUGCUCACCUCCUUUGAGAAGUGGCACGAAGCAGCAGACACCAAGUCCUGCUGUGACUACUCCCUCCAUGUGGACCUCACGAGCUGGUACGACGGGAUCCGGGAGGAGCUAGAGGUGCUGGUGCAGGACAAAGGUAUCAAUUCCUUCCAAGUCUACAUGGCCUAUAAGGACCUCUACCAAAUGUCGGAUAGCCAGCUGUACGAAGCCUUCACCUUUCUGAAGAGUCUGGGAGCCGUGAUCUUGGUCCACGCGGAGAAUGGAGACUUGAUAGCUCAGGAACAGAAGCGGAUCUUGGAGAUGGGCAUCACAGGUCCCGAGGGCCACGCUCUGAGCAGACCUGAGGAGCUGGAGGCUGAGGCUGUGUUCCGGGCCAUCACCAUUGCGGGUCGGAUCAACUGCCCCGUGUACAUCACCAAGGUCAUGAGCAAGAGCGCAGCGGACAUCAUCACACUGGCCAGGAAGAAGGGGCCCCUCGUUUUUGGAGAGCCCAUUGCUGCCAGCUUGGGCACAGACGGCACCCACUACUGGAGCAAGAACUGGGCCAAGGCAGCGGCGUUCGUGACAUCCCCCCCGCUGAGCCCGGACCCCACCACGCCCGACUACUUGGCCUCACUCCUGGCCUGUGGGGACCUGCAGGUGACAGGCAGCGGCCACUGUCCCUACAGCACUGCCCAGAAGGCAGUGGGCAAGGACAACUUCACGCUGAUCCCCGAAGGCGUGAACGGCAUAGAGGAGCGGAUGACCGUGGUGUGGGACAAGGCGGUGGCCACGGGCAAGAUGGACGAGAACCAGUUCGUGGCCGCGACCAGCACCAACGCAGCCAAGAUCUUUAACCUGUACCCGAGGAAAGGGCGGAUCGCCGUCGGCUCCGACGCUGACGUGGUCAUCUGGGACCCCGACAAGGUGAAGACCAUAACCGCCAAGAGCCACAAGUCGGCGGUGGAGUACAACAUCUUCGAGGGCCUGGAGUGCCACGGCUCCCCGCUGGUGGUCAUCAGCCAGGGCAAGAUCGUCUUUGAAGAUGGCAACAUCAACGUCAACAAGGGCAUGGGCCGCUUCAUCCCGAGGAAGCCGUUCCCCGAGCACCUCUACCAGCGUGUCAAGAUCCGAAACAAGGUCUCGGGACUGCACGGGGUCUCCCGGGGCAUGUACGACGGGCCCGUGUACGAGGUGCCGGCCACACCUAAAUAUGCAACCCCCGCUCCUUCCGCCAAGUCCUCGCCUUCCAAGCACCAGCCGCCGCCCAUCAGGAACCUGCACCAGUCCAACUUCAGCCUGUCAGGUGCCCAGAUAGACGACAACAACCCCCGGCGCACCGGCCACCGCAUCGUGGCGCCCCCUGGUGGCCGCUCCAACAUCACCAGCCUGGGUUGACUCCCGAGGAGCAGAUGGGAGAGGAAGGCACCGGGAGCACCGUCCAUCCUCUGCCUGUCCCUGUGUCUGAAACCCACAGCUUUAGUUGGUGCUGCUGGGGGAACUGAAUGAUGUCCUUUCCUUUUCGGUUUAGGGAGAAGUGGUACUAGUGUGGUGUGUUUGCUUGGAAACCCUUGCCUACAGCUGUGUGCUCACGCCAAAUGGCCUCCGAGCGUGGCUUCCGUUCCCCUCCCUUGUGAACCGCAGGUUGUAGCAUCGUCUUGUCCUGUCCCCCACUGUGACUGCAGUGGCUCCAUGACCCUGUGAGUGGCGGUUCCUUUGCACCCCGUAGUGACCUAGGAUAGUUUGAUGCAUGUUCUAAGCGGUGUAUGGAGUCUGCGAGUGCGGCCACGGCCACCACCGAGGAUUGUCGGAGACACCACGCCGAGACCUCAGCCCUCAGGGCCGAUGCCGAACUCAGAAACAAAGCUGUUUCCCGAAUGCCCCGCCCUGGUCUGCCCCAGAAAGAAGCCACCC